GACGCGUUCAAAACAACCGUCUGAGAGCCCAAGCUCCCAUAUAUAAACGAGGCGGCCGUUCCUCACGUUCCUCAAACCUCCGACCCAGUCGACCCUCCAACGUUGAACGCAUAGUCCGUUCAUCCCAACCCCCCGUGAUCCACAUCCCCAUUACCCACGCCACAGCUCCCCAAAAAUGUCCUCAAUGGACGCCCUCCUCCCCGCCCGCAUCUCCCCGCGCAUCACCAUCCGCCAUUUUCAACCCGGCGACGAACCGCGCCUCCUGCAAAUCGCCAACAACCCCAACAUCGCCCGCAACCUCACCACCAUGUUCCCGCACCCCUACACACUCGCCGACGCCGAAUUCUGGGUCGCUGCCAACCGGCUCAAAACAUCGCCGGAGGAUACGGGGCCGGCUGUACCUCGCCAACGGCAUUUCUCAUACGCGGUUGAGAUUGAUGGGCAAUUGGGUGGGGCUGGCGGGUUUACCCUCCUGGGCGAUUACCGCGCCCGGACGGCAGAGAUCGGGUACUGGCUCGGUGAAGAGUACUGGGGCCAAGGGAUCGCGACGGCGGUGGCGGCGUGGGUGGUGGAGAGUGUGAGGGCGACGCAGGGGGACGUGGUGAGGGUGGAGGCGGCGGUGUUUGAGGGGAAUGAAGGGUCGAGGAGGGUUUUGGAGAAGUGUGGGUUUGUGAGGGAGGGGAUUCAAAGGGCGGCGGGGUAUAGGAAGGAGAGGGGUGUGUUUGAUGUGUGGAUGAUGGCGUUGGUGUGGGACGAUCGGGUUGAGGCGGAGAGGACGGAGGCGAGAGAAUAGGCGCUGCUUGCAAGCCGAUGCUGGUAAAUCACCGAGGGAGCCUUCUGCCUACGGCCGCCGACGUUCGCUUUCCACCAGAAACCCUCAACUAGAUCAUAGAACAUCACGGCGUAUGUACCGUAGACCCCGGUGGGAUACACUCCCGGAGUGUAUUAUCAUCAAAAAAUGUAGGCUUCCAUAGACAACUAAUCAAGAUAUUUCCAGCAAUACAUCAGAAGAAAGGACGACCGGCCGUCGCCUGCAGGGAUUUGAUGACAUAUUGCUUAUGGAUGUGUGCAUGCUUUGGACGGAGGAAGGGCUGCCCUCGGCAAAAAUUC
Molecule: messenger RNA, 1110 nt
Organism: Fimicolochytrium jonesii
Lineage: Eukaryota; Fungi; Chytridiomycota; Chytridiomycetes; Spizellomycetales; Powellomycetaceae
Product: acetyltransferase
Exons: 1
Coding region: 176-793 (205 amino acids)
Molecular function (GO): acyltransferase activity, transferring groups other than amino-acyl groups
Source: RefSeq, a predicted model, not a curated record